ACACACAUCCGGCCUUUGUGACUCAUUGUGUCUGUGUCGAAGCGUCGGGAGGGCCUAGGUCCUUGUGCAGCGCCCUUCGGCCGGUCUGAGCCCUCGAGUCGGCUCCCCUUUCUCUCCCAGCGCCCCAAGGCCGCUCCCGGGGCUCACGGAAUUAUACGGAAACAGAUAUCAGGACAUUUUCAAGGACAAAAAGAAGAGGACAGACUUUAUUUGGAUCAAGUCAGUUCUCUGAGCCUGAAUGAUGACUGCUGAAUCAAGGGAAGCUACUGGUCUGUCCCCCCAGGCUGCCCAAGAGAAGGAUGGCAUCGUAAUAGUGAAGGUAGAAGAGGAAGAUGAGGAAGAACAUAUGUGGGGGCGGGACUCCAGCCUGCAGGAGACUCCUCCUCCUGACCCAGAGAUCUUCCGCCAACGUUUCAGGCACUUCUGCUACCAGAACACUUUUGGGCCUCGAGAGGCUCUGAGUCGACUGAAGGAACUUUGUCAUCAGUGGCUGCGACCAGAGAUAAACACCAAGGAGCAGAUUCUGGAGCUGCUGGUGCUGGAGCAGUUCCUUUCCAUCCUGCCCAAGCAGCUUCAAGCCUGGCUGCAGGAGUACCGUCCCGAUAGUGGGGAGGAGGCUGUGACCCUUCUGGAAGAUUUGGAGCUUGAUUUAUCAGGACAGCAGGUCCCAGGUCAAGUGCAUGGACCUGAGAUGCUCGCAAGGGGAAUGGUGCCUCUGGAUCCUAUUCAGGAGUCCUCAAGCUUUGACCUUCAUCAUGAGGCUACCCAGUCCCAUUUCAAGCAUUCAUCUCGGAAACCCCGCCUCUUACAGUCACGGGCUCUCCCUGCCACCCACGUUCCUGCCCCUCAUCACGAGGGGAGUCCCAGAGACCAAACAAUGGCUUCUGCACUAUUCACGGCAGACUCCCAGGCAAUGGUGAAGAUCGAGGACAUGGCUGUGUCCCUCAUCCUGGAGGAAUGGGGAUGCCAGAACCUGGCUCGGAGGAAUCUCAAUAGGGACCACAGGCAGGAGAAUUAUGGGAACGUGUUUUCCCAGGGUUGUGAAAGCAGGAAUGAGAAUGAGGAGUCGACCUCCAAGACUGAAAUCACAAAAGACUCAGCAUCACGUGGGGAGACAAGAGGAAGAAUCCAGAAAGAUUUUGGAGAAAAACGUGAACAGCAGGGCAAAAUAGCAGAAAGGCAGCAGAAGACUCCUGAGGAGAAAGCUGGAAAAGAAAAGAAAGAUUCAGGGCCAGCUACAGCUAAGGACAAAAAAACAACCGCAGGAGAGAGAGGACCCAGGGAGAAGGGUAAAGGAUUGGGAAGAAGCUUCAGUCUGAGUUCAAACUUUAACACCACUGAAGAAGUUCCGACAGGAGCGAAGUCUCAUAGAUGUGAUGAAUGUGGUAAAUGCUUCACAAGGAGUUCAAGCCUUAUUCGCCAUAAAAUCAUCCACACCGGAGAAAAGCCCUAUGAAUGCAGUGAGUGUGGGAAAGCCUUCAGUCUGAACUCAAACCUUGUCCUGCAUCAGAGAAUCCACACGGGAGAGAAACCUCAUGAAUGUAAUGAGUGUGGCAAAGCCUUCAGUCAUAGUUCAAAUCUCAUUCUGCAUCAGCGAAUUCACUCUGGAGAGAAACCUUAUGAAUGUAACGAGUGUGGGAAGGCCUUCAGCCAGAGCUCAGACCUUACAAAGCAUCAGAGAAUCCACACAGGGGAGAAACCCUAUGAAUGUAGCGAAUGUGGAAAAGCUUUCAACCGAAACUCAUACCUUAUUUUGCAUCGGCGAAUUCACACCCGAGAAAAGCCCUAUAAGUGCACUAAGUGUGGCAAGGCCUUCACCCGGAGCUCCACCCUCACCCUGCAUCACAGAAUCCAUGCCCGGGAGCGAAACUCUGAGUACAGCCAGGCUUCUCUCGAUGCCCUUGGAGCAUUCCUGAAAAGCUGUGUGUAAAGUGAGAAUUUGCUGACAAGCCAUUUCCCCCUUUUGUUUCUAAAUUUAUUUCAGAGAUGUGUGCUCAUGGAAGGGAAUAAACAUCCUCAAAAGACUUAAACACGCGCGCACACACACACACACACACACACACAGUUUUUAAGGAUCCUUAUAGUUAGAUUAGCAGUGUUCUACCUUUGCAUAGUCUGUGGGCAUAUAAUUCUUCCAUACAGCUCCUGUAGGGAAAAGCUAGUCAUACGAAUAACCCACAUGAUAUUUCCUUAUGAGAUAGAAGCACACACAGCAAAACGCUAUGCCUUUCAGCAAUGAGGAUACCUGUAAGGCGCUAUUGGACACUCAGCAACUAAUACACAGAAUUGAAAGAUUAAAAUCGGCUCUCUGAAAAUGACACUUAGGCUAAAAGCUGCUUGCUGCAAACAAGCCCUGGUUGGCCAACAUCAUGCUGUACCUUAUUUCUCAAAAAGAGAGGGAUAGUUAGAACAAAAACUACAUUGGGACAUGCUGCUUGAACUAGUUAUAUAUAUAAGAUAUAUGUGAACACUGGUAGCCUACCAAAGCUAUAGAAAUCUAGGACUGUGCUGAUCAGUAUCAAACCAAAGAUUUCUAUCUCUCCUGAAAGAGCGGGUAUGUGCACCAGUUUCCAGUUCCAAAGGACUGCCACAAAUGUAGAUGGUUUUAUCCUCAUCGCCGAGAUAAAUUCUACUGAAAUGGCAACCAUGAUUCAAAAUACUUCUCUCCCUCUGGAAGAAAUCCCUAAAGCACUAAUCACACUCUGAAAUGCAUUUCUCCGCAAGUUAGCACUUGAUUAUAUACCGUCUUGUAAUCCUUCAUUGUUUCAUGUAUGAAAUUUUUAAUCACCACCUCCUCCCCAACCCCCCCCCCCCAAAAAAAAAAGAUGCUUUGACAAGGGACAUAUUUAUAUCCUUACAGCACUGGGCACAGUGCUGAACACGGAAGAAGCACUCAUUAUGCCUGACUUCUCACAGGACUUUUGCACUUCUGAGGAAGCCCUGUGAAUCCUGAGUACCUGAAAUACAGUAGCCUGGCCCAGCUUUUGAAGAGGACAUGCAGGGCCUGAGGCAUGCUAAAGCUCCAGGGUCUUACACUAUUUCUGUCCUAAACUAAAGAACGGCACCAUAUAGCCACCUGCAGAGGCUUUCUAAACAUGGAUCAGUGAGUAAAUUCCAUAGAAUGUCAGAAAUGACUCCACUAUCUCAUCUUAAGAAAAAGACAAAAACUUACUAAGGCCAUGUUUUUGACAUCUUUUUAUGACAAAGAUCUCGCCAGAAUUUUGUUUAGUCAGCUGGUGAACAACCUGAUGAUUUGGGCACUUUCUGAAUAAUUUGUAACUUUAAUAGUUCAGACUAUGUAUUUCUUGUUGCUUUUCAGAAAAAGGAAGAUGUAGGAAGCAUUUUCUCCCAUCCUUUUCAGAAACUUCACAAAAGCACUUGAUAUCAUUAGCUGGCCAUUACUGAAUGUGUUAGUUGCUCUGAGAAGUUCACCCAACUUGCUAAGCUUUGGUUGGUUGUUAUCAGAGUUGUACUACACAGUGUCUUUUCUCUUUCUCAUCACUAAAGACUGAGGUGGGUUAUAAAAUUUAGAUCUUUUCUAUCAUCUGGUAAGAAGAUGCAACUGGCUGCCUGGAAGCCAGUGCCAGAGACUUUUCAGAUACACAUACAAGAAACCCAAGUAUGGGGGCUACAUAGGUAGUCAUCAGGGACUCAGGUAGAGAUGAUGCUCAUGAGAGCAUGCAAAAGAUUGUAGACAGCUCUGCAGAAACUUAUAACACCAGAAUAAGAAUACACCUGAAGACUAUUCUCAUGACAGGAGACCCCCCAAUAGAGACUGAGAUUUUCCAUCAAGAAACAACUAAGACUCAUCAUCUUGCUAAUCAGCAACUCGAGUCCAUGAGGCAGCAUGGCUUUAUGGGGAGCCAAUGAGGUGGGGGCAGCUAUGGCCUCAGCUCCAGACCAAAUUAAAAUCUGCGUAGCAGUAAUUCUUCCACCUCUCUGUAACUUGGACCAACCACAGUUUCUCUAUAGUUUCUAAGCAGUUUCAUCAGUGUUGCCUGGGAAACUUCAAAGAAGUCAGCAGGUGAUCAGAAUGUUUCCAUCCAUUCAAUUUAAGAAAAAUAGAAAAGAUACUCCAGAAACAUAUACCUAAGGAACAUUUUAUAGUAAAGUGAAAGUAGAAGAAAUGCUUCUAGAAUUUUCUUCACAAUGAACCACAGUGAUAGCUGCAUAGAAAGCCGCUGGUGCUUUUGAGCAAAGACUUGCUGCUGGGAAGCAACUGAAAGCAGUGAGCUGCUUACCUUCAGAUACUGAUCAAAGCACUGACUACUCUUAAGAAGAAAAAAACUUCGGUUGGUUCUUCAUUGGCUUUUUUUAAGCCAGAACUACAUGCUGACAUAGCUCAGCCAUCUUUUUCUUUUUUUCUUUUUUUUUUUUAAUGAAAGUUAAAAUAACCUGUGCCCCCACAUUUAAUUCCCAUUUUUCUGGGACAUUGUACUAUGUGGGAUAGCCACUGCAGUUGCUUCAGAUCUUCAGCAGAUGCACUCCUUGAAGCAGCUACUUGAAGAUGUUUCCUAAGAAAACAGGCUACAGCUAUUGAUUAAAACCAUUUGCAUUGCAUUUAUCAGCUGCUGAAAGCAAAUUAUAAUUGGCUUAUGGUCAAAAAGGCUUACAACAUCUAAUAAGUGUUCAGGAUAGUCAUUCAAAGUUCUUGACUGGGUGAAGCCUGUUAAUAGUUUGAACAGUAGCAUGUAAGUUGACCUAAUGGAAGCUUUUGAAGGGCUUCUUAAAACAAUAACUUGGCCAGGAAAAGAAGUAAAGUUCUUCAAGUUGUGGAGUAUUUGUUUCUACUCCGGCCUGGCAGGCAAGGCAAAAGCCUGAGAACAGAGAUGUGUGAGGCAUCUUGUUGAAUGCACUUAGUAUUUUAUUAAAGGCUUAAAAGUGAAACUACGCUAAAUAUGUACAGAGAGGUUAAUAUGUUUGUUAUGUGAGACAAUUCAUCUUACGUACAUCAGAGAAUUCAUUCCAGAAGGACACCUUUUGAAUGUGAUAAUAUGGCAAAGCCUAUAAUCACAUUUCAGCCCUUAGCAUCAGAAAAGCUUACACUGUAAAUAAACUUUAUUAAUAUUUUAUAAGAGGAAAUCUUUCAUGUAUAGCACUCGUUGCUUUGGACAGAAAAUGAAUUCCAUCAGUGUGUUCCAGUUGUAAUGAAUUUUAGAAACACUGCAGAGAACACUCAAUCUUAACUCCAGAGGAUCCACAGAAGAAAAAAAUGUGGGGAAAUAGCAAAAUGUACAACUUCUUACAAAAAUUGUCAAUGUUGGGUACUCCUAUAUAUUUUAUAUGACCUUAAUGUCAGUGUCUGUGUUUUGUACCUUCAACCCCUGUUGCUAUUCUGUAUAUUCUCUGUAGGCAAAUGAUGUAUUUUAUUUAAUCUAUUUGACAGAACACAUCACUUCAAAAAAAAGCAGAGUUUUGGAGCGAGUAGUAAAGAAGUUGAUGUGAUUACAGACAAAAAAAAUCAAUUCACAGAACUGAGGAGGGGGAAUAUGAGAAAAAAUCUUCAUAGUUUGGUGAUUUAUCAAAUCAGAAGAGGAAGUUAGUAGAUUUGAUAAGAGAGACAGGUUAGCCAGGCCAGUGUGGUUCAGUUGGUUGAGUGUCAUCCCAUUCACCAAGAGGUCACCGGUUCAAUUCCUGGUCAGGGCACAUGCCCAGGUUGUGGACUCAAUCCCCAGUAGGGUGCAUCCAGGAGACAACUGAUUGAUAUAUCUCUCAUCAAUGUUUAUCUCCCUCUCCAUUCCUCUCUGAAAUCAAUAAAAAACAUAAAGAGAGACAGGUUAAUGGGGCACUAAAAAGGAAUAAUUCCUAUAAACAUGCAGCUUCCUUCCUGAGAGUAAAGCCAGGAAGUUGACCUCUUGACUGCCACGUCACCAUUUUAAGCAAAGAGAAUGGUUUUCUGAGCUUGUCGGAUAGUAAGAGGAUCACCUCCAUGAAUUAAGAGUAGGGAAAGGAUUAGAAAGGCCAGUUGACUUUUUAGCCCUGCUUCCCCACUAACUUAAAUGGUUAUGCUUAGAUUUGGUGUUGCCAGGAAACACCAAGAUGGGCUCUUUCCUGGAAAAUAGUGACAGAGGUGCCCAGGUCCUGGCAUUGCAGGAAGUCUUUCUGAUAAGCAUUUUGCAGUCUUCCUGUUGGCUGCACUUACCCCUGCUCCUGCUUGCUUUCCCCUGGUUUAUGGUGAUAGGAGAGAGGGCUUGCGAAGAUUUAUAGCUGUGAAAGAACUUCUCAUUUUUAUCCUAGAAUUGAUCACCUUUUAUUCUAGAGUUUGAUCAUGCUGAUGUGCUCAUCCAAAGCUAGUUAACCAGGUUCGUUCCUCCUACCAUCCUUGUGAGAGGUUUACUGUGCGAAGUGGAGUGACUGUUAAAACGUAGUCCAACAGUGACAGCAGUGCUUGCCAGAGGAGCCAUAUUUUUGUGCGUCCCACUCUGAGCAACUUCUCAAAAAAUAGGGGGCUUGGGCUCCCCAUCUGGGAAACCAAAGGAAGGUGUGCAGGUUGCAAAGUGAAAUGUGGAAUCGGAAAAAGGGAUGAGUGGUAUAAAUAGAUCUUUCAUAAAAGUAGAUUUCUUUCAACUACUACUGGAGAAUUUAAUAAAAAGCAUUUGAAAAGUUUUCUUAGAUUUAGAAUGGACACAUUACAUUUAAAAGCAGUUAUUUUGCUAUUCAAAUUUUUUAUUAUAUCUGAAAAUGAAACUGUUUUACUUGUCAAAGCUUUGCAAAACAAACUUGAAGUGAUAGGGAGGUCAGCCAUCUCCAAGUCAAACAAACUUUUAAUAUCUCAUAGUAUAGACUGUCAUAACGUGAGAAGUUUGUUUCAGAUUGUCUGGUUCUAUUUCAUAGUGGACACACUAAACCUCAUGUUUUUCUCUUAUCCUAAAACAGUGGAAAGUAAAGAGUGGGUACUAACUUGACUUCUAAACAAUGGUCCUCUGUUCUUUUAACAAUUUUUUUAAAUCUCUUAAGAUUCUCACCUUUUAUUAAAUCAUGACUCACUUCAAAUUGCAUAGUAAUCAGCAAAGUUAAUUGGUCUUAAAAUUGUAUUUCCUCCCUUCUGUAAGCAGUCAUUAAGCCGUGAGAAUGAAUGUUUUAAGAUAUAAAGAAUGAGAUCGGUGAGUGAUUGAAAGGUGGUUUUAAAACUUGGAUUUCAUUGCAGUCUCAGAUUUAGGGGUUAAGUUCCUUUGCUCCGGGAAAGGGACCAGGCAGCUGCUGUCAUUAGUUUUCUGACCAGGUCAGGUGUGCUGGGAAGGGCUGUAACAGCCCGCACUCCCGGCCGAGGACAGGAGCGAGGCAGCCUGAUGGAGGGAGAAAGAGAACCGUGAGGACCUGUUGAGGUCACCUCACCCCAGCUGGUUGACAGUUUAUGGUUUUAGUCUGCCCUGGCAAGAACAAAGCAUGUUAGACUUAAAGGUGCUUCUGCAAAUAGGGGUUCUUACAGGAAAACACAUAUAUGAGGGGGUGGGGCGGGAGAAAGUGGACUAUGAGUAUGCAGGAAAAUCUUGUUUUAAAAAUAUAACUUUUAGGGGGUAAGGGAUAGGAUAUGCAAGCAAAAUCAAUUAUUUUAAAAUGAACAUGUAUUUUUAUUAACUUUUAGUUAAAUAUAGAUUAUUACAACCAGCUCAAUAUGAUAAGCCCAGGUCUGUGGAGAGCGCUAACUCAGGCAUUGUCUUGUUUAUCUAAAGGCUGGACAGAACAAACCUUUUCUGUUUUGUCAAUUCUUGGUUUCUCAGAUUAAAUUAGACAAAAGGAAGAGCUUGUCUUUGUAUACCUGCAGAAUUAAGUUAUCGCUGUUAAAACCUGGCCUUUCCACUCGUCUCUGAAGAGGCCAGUUGCUUGGUGGGUGUUCAGUAAAUUAUUUUUAAAUUGAA
Molecule: messenger RNA, 7859 nt
Organism: Pipistrellus kuhlii (Kuhl's pipistrelle)
Lineage: Eukaryota; Metazoa; Chordata; Mammalia; Chiroptera; Vespertilionidae
Gene: ZKSCAN1
Product: zinc finger with KRAB and SCAN domains 1
Exons: 6
Coding region: 239-1930 (563 amino acids)
Biological process (GO): regulation of transcription by RNA polymerase II
Molecular function (GO): RNA polymerase II cis-regulatory region sequence-specific DNA binding; DNA-binding transcription factor activity, RNA polymerase II-specific
Source: RefSeq, a predicted model, not a curated record